Molecule: messenger RNA, 774 nt
Organism: Peromyscus leucopus (white-footed mouse)
Lineage: Eukaryota; Metazoa; Chordata; Mammalia; Rodentia; Cricetidae
Product: vesicle-associated membrane protein 712-like
Exons: 6
Coding region: 66-728 (220 amino acids)
Biological process (GO): exocytosis; vesicle fusion
Cellular component (GO): membrane; SNARE complex
Molecular function (GO): SNAP receptor activity; SNARE binding
Source: RefSeq, a predicted model, not a curated record
GGCGCCCGGGCUGCGGCGGGCGAGCGGUUAGAACGGGGAGCCGUGCUCGCCCGGGCCUGCGGGCUAUGACGAUCACCUACAGCUGCGUGGCUCAUGGCCGAGCGGUCCUGGCGGAGCUGGCCUUGACCGGCGGCUCCUAUCAGGAAGCAGCGGCAAAGGUACUCAGGCAAGUGCUUCUGAAAGCCGAGCCAGCGACCAUAAUUCAAAUAGGAAGCUACGUCUACCAUACUCUCUUUAUUGACGGAAUCACUUAUUUAUGUGCUACAGACAAUGGCUUGGAUUCUAUGGCACCAUCUGCAUUUCUUAAAAAAGUUAGUGAUAUUUUUACAAGAAAUCCUUUGAUGUCACAAGAACAUUUUUUCCCUUCAAAUGCACUUGCUACAGAUUUUCAACGAAUACUAGCACAGCACAUGAUGGAAUACAAUAAAAGUCAAAGAGACAACAACACAGUGUUCACAGUGAAAAGUCAAGUGACUGAUGUAAAGAACAUUAUGUUGAGAAACAUCGAUACAGUUUUAGAAAGAGAAAUAGAAACAGCGAGCAUCAUCACGGAAGGAGCAGAGGACCCCCAGGCAACAGUAGGUAAUUUGCAUGCUGAAGAAUUUGAAAAAACAAGGAAGAUUCCCAAGAGGAUAUGUUGGAAAUGCUUCAAGAUUGUAAUUACCACCCUUACAAUUCUCCUUUCAAUCAUUAUCAUUCUUUUAAGAACACACAUAAUACCCACCUGACCCUUCCUCCCCACAAAGUACCAAUAAAUUGUUACAUGGAAUUAGA